UCUCAGAACUGCACACGCAAGUCUCCACGCGUUUUCGUGAUUAUGAGUGCAUAAAGUAUUUAUUGCGAUCGUUUAGUUUCGAGUUGUUAUCAUGCGGAAAGUCUGCUAAUACCUUAGCCAAUUCCCGAUCGAUUUUUUCUAAUAUUUCGUUAAGAAGAAAAGCGUCGAGAGUUGCCUAGCGAUGUUGCCGAGUCGUCCAAGAUUCAUGGAGCUGUCCUCGAGGAAAACGUCGAAGCGAGCAAUAGAGCCUGUUGAUGAGUGGCUGCAAAACGAAGGAUAUUACAGGAAACAUGCACCAAAAGAUCCUACAUGUCUCUUUCGAGCAGUCAGUGAACAAGUGUAUCAUAGCCAAAGGAAUCACAUAACUGUAAGAAAUGAAUGCAUUGAAUUUAUGAAGAAAAACAGACAUAUGUUUGAGGAGAAAAUAUCCACACCCUUUGAUAGUUACUUGGGUCAAAUGGCUUGUUUUACUGAGUGGGGUGGUAUGAAUGAAAUCUUAGCCAUGUCCCUCUUGUAUCAGAAAAACAUUGUUAUAUUUCAUGGACAAAAGUUGACUAAGGAAACUGUCAUUGAUCAUGGAUUUCAACAUACUCUAAAUCUCUGUUUCACUCCUCCCAAACAAUAUGAGAGUGUUUAUACUCAAGAACACACGUCAGAUGCAGGAUUUUGUCAAUCUCUUGUGUACCAAACACUGUAUAAAAAUGUCUUCAAAAUGACCAAUGUUGAUAUAACUGUUCAUAAAAUGUUACAUGAAAGAACAAAUCACUUGAGACAUGAUAAGUUUUUCUUGAAAGGAAAUAUGGAUAUUAGAAACCAAUUGACUAUGGAGCUAAUACAUAAACUUGAAGAUAAUGAAAAUGAUAGUGAAGAAACCCAGUUAUUGGCUAAAGGUAUUACACCAUUUCCUUAUAGAGUGGCAAAAGCUUUGGAUCCUAAUAUUUAUCGCAAUGUUGAUUAUGAUAUCUGGCAUGAAAUAAGGAAAGAGGUAAGAAAUUCAGGGUAUACUAAAUUCUACUCUAAUGAAUUACAAGCUGGAUCUAAAUGCUUGGUACAAUUGGACUCGAGAGAAGAUAGAGUUAACAACAACUUUUUGACUGGUAAAGAAAAUUGGGAUAACAACAAGGCACUAAUCAAGGGUAAACAAAAGGAGCCUCCUUUUUACACUGGCCAUAUACAAGUAAUGAGCAAAAAUGAAGGUCCAGUUGUCGUUUUCAUAGAGGAGUUGGGAAAAAAAAUGACUGUACCAUAUAAAUGUCUCAAAGCUUAUCCUAUGCAGAAAAAAAUUAGACAAAACCCUUUUCCUAUUGCCCCAAAUAAGAAAAAUAUGUCUUCUCAAAAUACAAAAUGGAAGAAACCUUACAAUAAUCAAACUCGUAAAGUCAAAGAAAUUAUGCCAAUUGACAACAAUGUGGAUAGAAAUCAAAUAAAUAAACCAGUUGCUAAAAAUACAAUGAAUAAAUCUGAAUGGAUUCCAGAAACAAGUUUGGAAAACCAACAAGUGAAAAUACAGUCUGAAACAUACCCACCUUACCCACCUCACCAACCUAACAAAGAAUAUAAUGUAGCUGGUGACAAUGUUAAAGUUGUUCUUGAGAAUACUCAUAUGACAUCUGUAGAAACUGCGGAGCGUGUAAUCAGUGAACAAGUAAAGAACAAACCUCCUGUCGUCAAUGGUGAUGCACACACCAAUCAAUUUAAGAAGCAACUUCCAAACAAUUACAACCAUGAUAUUAACCAGUCAAAUAAACAACACAAUCAGAGAGCAGAAAAGAAUGAGAUAUUUUAUCCUCCUUAUCAAAACGGUGGUUAUUCUGUUGGUCCUCGUUUUCCUAAUACUGAAUAUGUUAACUAUGAGGUAAAGAAUGUGGAAGCAGAAAAUGGAGAAGUGCCAAUUUCAGAUCCUGCUACAGUUCGUCAUUUCUAUAACUUGGGACUCAAGUAUUAUUGGACUCACAAUACUUAUGCUCCUCCUGGUAGCAGUGGUUCAGUAUUUGGUGAAAAUCCAUACUAUAUCUCACAGCCACCACCAGAUGUAAAUGUAGGCGCUAACAUGAUUAAUGGUCCCAUGCCACCAACUGAACACUUGAACCAAACUAGCAACACUAAUCAGUCGAAUAUCAAUUCCAGUCUUCCUAAUAAUAGCAAUAAUAAUAAUAAUAAUAAUAAUAAUAAUAACGGAAGACAUAAUUUCCGCUCCACAACUCCACGAUCAGAAGGCAACAAUGGUCCAAGACAAAAUGGACAAAAAUCAAACUAUCGACAAUCGAAUCAGCAAACUCAGUAUCAAUCUCAAAACGUCGACUUUAACAGGAAUAGAGUUGAUCAUAAGAAUUCAACUGUCAAUGACCAACAGCAACAACAGCAUAUGCAGAAUAAAGAUAUGCAGCGUGGAAAUAAGAACAACAUGGCUCCACGAUUCAAGAAAAAUUAUGAUGGCAGGAACCGAGGCGAACAUCAGUACCAGUACAAUCCCGACUAUCGCUACAACAAGAAUCGUCAGCAGUCACAGCAACAGCCACCAAUUGAGAACGCACUCGAGAUGAAUGAAGCGAACCAACAGAUGCAGCAGCAGCAGCAGCAGCAACAGCAGCAGCAGCAGCACUCGCAGCCACCGCCGCCGCCACCUACGAGUGUCAUGCAACAGCAGCAGCCACAGACACCGCCGCCAAUCAACGGGAAUUAUUCGUAUCCGCUCUACAAUCAGCAGGUGUCCUACGUACCUAUUGGACCUUAUCCCAUCGAUGCCGAAGCUUUUUCUGGUCAUUUUUAUCCGGCACCACCAACGAGUUUCGUUCCAAUGCCUUACCUACCACCCCAAGAAUUAGCUGAUGUUCCACCAGGAGGGCCACCACCACUCUACUCACCAAUAGAAGCUUUCCCACCGCAGUAUCCAGCUAUCUACUCGCCGCAAUUUGUCCCAUAUCAUUUGCCACCGCCAAUCUAUCCAAGUCCACCGCCAAGCUCGGCUCCAGCCGGUAUUCCCGAAGGUUGUUACCCUGCACCACCUUUCCCAGGUCAACCGUACUUCUUGCCGUACCCACCGCCGCCGAUGCCCGCUAAUAUGAUUCCAAGUCCUCAAAACUCACCUGCGCAUUGAGCCGACACACAAGUUUAUUAUCGUUGUUUUGAUGGGUUGUCGCGAUCUUACACACACGCACGUGUAUUAGAAAUGUUGAUCAACUUGUUGUUUAUUUUUUUGAGUUUAUGACGGGAUGUGGAUUUUUGCGACAACACUGAUUGAGCGUUAAUAGUAAUAUAUAAGUUCAUUUUUUUCGCUGUUAACAUUCGUCUACACUUGUCUUAUGAGCAAAGCUGUAAAGUUAAAAUUGAUUAGAUCAUUUAAGAUUUAUUGUUAGUAAAAAUUCAUAUAUCAUAUUAUAUUUCAGAUGGACUUUAUAUACAAUUUGUAACUUAAAUAUGAUGGACUUUGUACAAUGUUCGCGUUGUUUAUUAUAUAACUAUUAAAAUUUUUCACGAAAUUUAAAUUAGCAACAUUUAUAUUUUUGUACAACGUUCAAGCUUUUUCUAAUAAAUAUUUCUAAAUAA
Molecule: messenger RNA, 3546 nt
Organism: Phymastichus coffea
Lineage: Eukaryota; Metazoa; Arthropoda; Insecta; Hymenoptera; Eulophidae
Product: protein ovarian tumor locus-like
Exons: 15
Coding region: 182-3097 (971 amino acids)
Biological process (GO): protein deubiquitination
Molecular function (GO): cysteine-type deubiquitinase activity
Source: RefSeq, a predicted model, not a curated record